Messenger RNA from Parnassius apollo (apollo), 393 nucleotides. NCBI's taxonomy places the organism in Eukaryota, Metazoa, Arthropoda, Insecta, Lepidoptera, Papilionidae. The record is from the annotation of a GenBank genome assembly.
AUGCCGGAACAGAAGGGAUUGGGAGCAUUGCAGACGAUGGCUGCUACCGAGUUAGAUGGAGAGAUGGACGAACAAGACGAUAUUCAGUCAGAGCAGGCAGUUUCGAGAGACUUGGAGAUUACGAUGAGAGCCAGGGAAGACGAGUACAUCAACCAAUCGAAGCGCACACUGGUGUGUAUCACACAACGUCGCUCAAAACGACCAAUCGACGAUGCCCUAGAAAGUUCAGCGGACCCCGAUGAGAUCGGUCCUAGUAAUGCACAAGCACCUCCUAUCCCACCGAGGAAGCCAGCUAAAUCCAGACCUGGCCUCCGCCCCCGCACGGCAGCUUCAAGCCAGAAGUCGAAGCCAGAAGUCAUUGACGCUUGCAAAUACUUCUGCAGAAGAAAGUGA